UCGGAUCGUCGAUCCGAUCUGCAGUCCAACGUUGGGCCGUUAGGGGAAGUGUCGUAUGAAAGUGAGGUCCUGAAAAGCGACCGUGGUGAUGUCCUACCUGCAACAUAGCCUUAGCAGAGUUACCACUGUAACUUCACAUUCGAUAUAUAAAAGUCUUAUCAAGCCACACGGGGAAAAGACGGCAGGUCCGGGAUGCGGUGGGGAAGGGGCAGGAAAUACAAAGGAACACGGGAAAAUAGAGGCCACAACCGACGAAGAUGCGGGAGAUGCCGGAGAUGGGGGUGCCCAGCGGGUGCCCAGUGGACUGGGAGACCCGCUUUCGGCAGCCGACACAGGCAUGUCGUCACAUGGAGGACGGAGUGGGGGGGAGCACGAUGCGGGAGAUGCAAUGGUAUUCGGAGGAGCAAGCCCGCGGGACACUACCGAGCCUUUAGCGGAUGACAAAGAUGAGGGGGACAAACUUCUGCACGUGGUAUGCACUGGCUCUGGCUCGCAGAUAGCCCCAGACUCAAUGGAGAGGGAAGAAGGUGGUGGUAUGGAGGGAGUUCAUAUGGCACAUGGUCGUGAAGUGGGAGAUGAUGAUGAGGAAGUUGACGCGGAUGCGAACCUCGAACACAACAUGGACGUGGAUAGCGAGGAUGGUUUGGGAAAGGAAGCUUCUUGUCAUGGCCGAUCCGGUGGCAGCAACUCGAACGUGAUCAACUUGAUCAAGCAAUCAGGUGAGAUCGGAGAAAAGUCACAUAGUGAAGGAAGAACGUUGCCAUCAGCCAAGCCAACACAAAUGGACCAUGCUUUGCAUGAUGGGAGUGAGGGAAGGUGUAGUCCGAAGCGUGAAGCAGGAGAGGAAAAAGAGGAAUGCGGUUGCAAUGAAGGCGAACGAAACUGUGUACAUGGCUGCACUAUUCACUUAGCAACGGACGCCCUCAAUGAGACCGAAGAAGAGGCAUUACGUCACAUGAGUAUAGAGCGGAAUAAUAUGAAAACAUUGACAAGCAUGAAGAAUGAAGCUAUUGGAGAGCAACUGUUAUUCACCGUGCAUGAUUUCAACGUCCUCAUGAACGAGAACGAGUGGUUGAACGACAACAUUGUGAAUUUCUACAUGAAAAUGAUUCUGCAUGAUAACAAUUGCAGAACAUUUCAUAAGGAAUGUGGCAAUCUGUUUGACAAGUCCAAUGUAUGUAGCACAAGGACAAUCCCCGUCACAGCUGCAUACAACUCAUACUUUCUUACUAAACUUCUAGGCAAGAACAUGGAAUAUAAGUACGACAAAGUUGCUAGAUGGUUUCAGGAUGUCAUCAUAGCAGACACGGAGUUGAUUCUAGCGCCAUAUCACGAUACGAAAAAGAAACACUGGACACUUGUUGUAGCCGACCGUCGACGGAAUGUGAUAGAGUAUUACGAUUCAAUGGAUACGAACAUGAAGUUAGCUGAAUAGGUGACACGCUACUUCGCGCGAUUUUUACUAGAGCGCUCAACGCAGCAGGGCCGACCAAUAGACGUAUCAUGCUUCGAACACACUUUGGAAGUGAAGGGCAUUCCGAAAUAGGAAGACGCGAGUCAAUGCGGAGUGUUCAUGCUCACUUAUGCAUCUCUUCUGGCAAAAGGCAAGGUGCCACCAUUCAAUUUCGCAAUGGACGACAUACAGGGCAUCAGACGAAGGAUCGCAAUAGACUCAAUAGCUUCGUGAUUUGCAAAUUUGAAAUUGCAUCGUAUUCGUUCAGUGUUGUCGUAACUGAUAAUAGUUCAGAGCCUUCGAUAGGUUGUGGGUAUCCUCUCAUAUUAUUAUACACCGAAGAAAACGAAAAUGAAUUGAAAACCUUUGA
This is a messenger RNA of Chara braunii, 1823 nucleotides long. NCBI's taxonomy places the organism in Eukaryota, Viridiplantae, Streptophyta, Charophyceae, Charales, Characeae. The record is from the annotation of a GenBank genome assembly.